GGCCGCAAACCCUUCUUCCUCCACCGCCACCGCCCACUCCCCCUCCUCCUCCUCUCCCGGGCACCGCGCGGCCGCCUGGGUUCUCCGCUCGACGCCGUACCCUCCCGGCCUCCACCGUGGACACCCCCCCUCCUCGGCGUGCGCCUCCGUCGGCCGCGUCGCCCCUGCGCGCCCCAACGCCGACCGCGGCCUGCUGCGCCCGCCGCCACCGUAGCCCGCUGCUUAUGCGGUGCCUCGCCUCAACGGAGCUUGAAUGAGUGUUGAAUAAGUCACCAGUGUUUAUGGACUUCAAACCGGCAGGAGAUUAUUCUUUCAGUGCUCACACUAGUCCUGCUGUAUUUCACAGUGGAUUGACAGAUCAUAACUUACCAAAGAAAUGCUGAUGGACCCUCCUGUUAUGCAAGUAGAUUGCCAAUUACAGAAUGAUUUGGAGAAAACAUCACCUAUCACCUAUGAUGUGACACAUGCCUUGUCACACGAUGAUCAUGGGUGGCAAUGUUCUGAUGCUCAUCCUGCGAGUGAUACAGUUAGCUGCAAACCUGUUGAAGUUAACAACUGUUCUCGAACGAGCAUAUGUGAGAACCUGGAUGUUUUUUCUGAAAAGUCUCCUGUUAAUUUCUCAGGUUUACCUCAGGAGAUGAAUGCCAGCCCCCUAAAAGAGUUGAAUGGCUCUGAUGCAUACUCUAAUGAUGUUAGAUUUCAGUUGAGCCUAAGCACUGAAAAUAGUACCCCCCAAAGCACAUCUGUUGACGUCGAUCAAAAGUUUGUUAGUAAGCAGGAAACACCUCAUUAUCGGGAAGAGAUGCAUCCACCUGCCACUAUGUUGACUGUACAUAAGCCAUGCCAGUCCGAUGGAGAUGCCUAUCUGUCUCGAGACAAGAACAUUACUGAAGAACAAGUCAAAGGGGACAAGGAAGUUGGAUUUGAUAUGAUAAGUAAUAAAGCUGAAAUUGAUACGUUAAAAGCUCAUGCAGUCCAGAAAGAAUUGCAGUGCACACUUCAAGAUCUGUCAGAAAUAGCUUGCAGCAUUGAUCCAGUACACAAAAUAUCUUCUCCGCACGAAGAGAACGAGACAUCUGUCUCACCUAAGAACAACAUGGAUCAGCAUGUUCAUAAUAACAACAAUUGUAAUGGCACUCAUUAUAAGGUUGGUCAUUUGAACACAGGAAAUGUUGGUGCAGAAGAUCAGACUGUUGCACUUUGGGUUAAGUGGAGAGGAAAAUGGCAAACUGGAAUUCAAUGCUUUAGAGUGGACUGCCCUUUAUCUACUCUAAAGGCAAAACCAACACAUGGCAGGAAGAGCUAUAUCAUUGUUUUCUUUCCCCGUACAAGAACUUAUUCUUGGGUUGACAUGCUACUUGUCCGUCCAAUUAAUGAAUAUCCUCUGCCACUCGUUAAUGGCACUCAUCGCAAGUGGCGAAAGCUAGUGAAGGAUUUGAGUGUUCCUCGACGAUUCAUCAUGCAGAAACUUGCUAUUUCCAUGCUAAAUUUUAGUGACGAGCUUCAUACAGAGGCUAUUGUUGAGAAUGCUCGGACGGCCACGAUUUGGAAGGAAUUUGCUCGGGAAGCAUCUUGCUGUAGAGAUUAUACUGAUCUUGGGAAGAUGCUCGUCAAACUUCAGAAUAUGAUUCUUCCAGACUACACAAGCUGUCAUUGGCUGCAAGAUUCUUUUGACUUGUGGAGCCAAAAGUGCAACGAUGCUCAUGAUGCUGAGACCGUUGAAAUCCUUACUGAGGAACUUAGGCAAGCUGUUCUUUGGGACAAGGUUGAUGAAUUGUGGAAUGCACCAAUGCAGCCUGAAUUAGUCCCCGAGUGGAAAACCUGGAAACAAGAAGUCAUGAAGCAGUUCUUUUCAUCUCAUCCAUUUGGCAAUGCUGGCACCUUUGAACAAAACAAUUGUUAUGAUGAUACAGGUAUGGAUCAACAAGCUUGUAUAAAACAUCCCAAACUCGAAGUCCGCAGAGGAGAGGCACAUUUUUCACAAGAAGAUGCUAACCUCAACACAUUAAGCGAGGACCCAAACAAAAGUAACCUCCCCAGUAGCUCCAUCGUUCGUGAAGCUUUAGGACCUUUAGAAUCAAGAGAUCAGAAUAACACUGCUUCCUUCCCCAGUACUUCUGGUGUCCAGGACAUUGGAGAAUCAAACAGUGCUUUACAGAAUGUCAGGCAUGAGUUAGAUUCAUUCAAGAGCUCUCGGCAGUGUUCUGCAUAUAUAGAAGCGAAGGGAAGACAAUGUGGUAGGUGGGCAAAUGAUGGCGAUAUUUACUGUUGUGUGCAUCAAAGUAUGCAUUUUGCUGACCAUUCGUCUAGGGAAGAGAAGUCACCUAAUGUUGAAACUCCACUGUGUGGUGGAAUGACUAAUCUUGGUAGAAAAUGCAAGCAUCGAGCCCAGCAUGGUUCUAUUUUUUGUAAAAAACACCGCUUCCAAACAAAUCCAGAUGCAAUGAGCUCAGAUAGUUUGUUAAGUUCAUCUGAGGGCCGUAAGUGUGAAGAGUUGCAGAAAGGCAUGGAGAAGAUGUCUUCCUCAAAUGCAACUUGUAGUGUAGGCUCAGAGCGAGCAAAUAAUUUCCAGGUUGCUGUGCACAUGAAAGUUACCCCAACCAUGGCUGUGGAGAUAUCUGGUGAUAAAGCUCAUGUGUCAGAGAACACUGAUCUUUUCUACCCUGCGUCAACUUCCAUGGAAAACUCUAACUUAGAUACUUCCAUUUGCAUUGGAAUACGCUCUCAUGACAAUACUGUUGACUGCCAGAAUUAUGCUGUACGGCAUACACUUUACUGUGAGAGGCACAUACCAAAGUUCCUUAAACGUGCCAGGAACGGAAAGAGUCGACUCAUCUCUAAAGAUGUCUUUAUCAACCUAUUGAAGUGUUGCACGUCAAGGGAAGAAAAGAUGUACUUACAUCAAGCAUGUGAGUCUCUUUAUUGGUUCUUGAGAAGUAAUCUUUCUCAGCAACGCUCAGGUCUUGGUAGUGACCAUAUGCCCCAGAUAUUAGCUGAAGUGUCAGAAAACCCUAAUGUUGGAGACUUUUUGUUAAAAUUGAUCUCUAGUGAGAAAGAAAAGCUUACACAUGUUUGGGGCUUUGGUACAGAUAGCUCUAAUCAAAUGUAUUCUGAAAACCAAGAGGGAUCAGUGAUGGUGUUACAUGAAGAUGGACCACAUCCUUCAUCUGGCCUGAAGUGCAAAAUAUGUUCUCAGGUGUUCUCUGAUGAUCAAGGACUUGGGUUACACUGGACAGAGGUUCACAAAAAAGAAGUACGGUGGCUUUUCAGAGGCUAUUCUUGUGCUGUAUGCAUGGACUCGUUUACCAACAGAAGAGUUCUUGAAAGACAUGUGCAGGAAAAACAUGGUGCUCAAUAUCUCCAAUAUUCGAUAUUCUUACGUUGUGUGUCGUGCGACAGAAAAUUUUUGAACACAGAUCUUUUAUGGCAGCAUGUUGUUUCAGAUCAUUCUCGAGAUUUAAGCCUUCUGGAUCAUGUCCCGCGGCGACCUAGGGCUCAAUCCAUCAAAAUAACUGAAAGGGCAAGUGAUGGGCUCCUUUAUGAUAACCAUAACCUGGGGAAUGACGAUGAUACACAGAAGUUCACCUGUGGAUUAUGUGGGUUGAUAUUUGAUCUUUUGCCAGAUCUUGGGCGCCACCAUCAGGUUGCUCAUAGUAACUCAGGUUCAGUCAGUGACAUCCCUUCAGGACGUGAGAAGUAUCAAUUUAAUCGUGGUCGACACUAUUAUUCUUCCUUCAAGAAGAGUUUGCGACCAUCUGGCACAUUGAAGAAGAGGACUAGUUCUGGAAUUGAGAAACAUUUUAAGGCUCAAAGCUUGGAGCUACCUAUGGAUACAUCACAGAUUGUGGAAUCCGAGACAACACCCCUUGGUAGGUUACUGGAUUUCCAAUGCUCAGACGUGGCAUUGGCUUUAUUUUCAAAAAUUCAAAAGACAAGACCCCAACCAAGCAACCAUGAUAUUCUGUCUAUUGCCCGUUCUAUUUGCUGUAAGACAAGUCUUCGUGCAGCAUUGGAAGCUAAAUACGGAAUCUUGCCUGAUAAUAUAUUUGUGAAAGCUGCAAAGCUUUGUAGUGAUGUUGGCAUCCAAAUUGAUUGGCAUCAAGAAGAAUACUUUUGCCCUAAAGGUUGCAAGUCUAAGUCUAAUUCUAAUGCCUUGCUCCCUUUACAGCCUACCCAAGUUGAUUUUGUGAUGAAUCCUCCAAAUAGUGAUGAGAUAUGGAGCAUGGAUGAAUAUCACUAUGUUCUUGAUUCAGAACACUUUGGUUGGAAGCUUAAGAAUGAGAGGGUUGUUGUUUGUGAAGAUGUUAGCUUUGGCAGGGAGAAAGUUCCAGUUGUCUGUGUCAUUGAUGUAGACGCAAAAGAAUUUCUACAUAUGAAACCUGGAGAUUUUUUGCAGCAUGAAAACCCUCUGCCUUGGCAAGGUUUCCACUAUAUAACAAAACGUUUGAUGGAUUCAUCUCUUGUUGAUUCAGAGAACUCUAUGACUGGGUGUGCUUGUUCUCAUGCCCAUUGCACUCCUGAGAACUGUGAUCAUGUGAACCUCUUUGACAGUAUCUAUGAUGAGAACCUAGUGGAUCUCCGUGGUCAACCCAUGCGUGGUAGAUUUGCAUAUGAUGAAAAUGACAAAGUUGUUUUGCAGGAAGGGUAUCCUAUUUACGAGUGCAAUUCAUCAUGCACCUGUGAUGCCUCCUGUCAGAAUAAGGUACUGCAGAGAGGACUUCUGGUUAAGUUGGAAAUCUUCAGAACCGAGAAUAGGGGUUGGGCUGUUAGAGCUGCAGAACCUAUUCCACAGGGCACUUUUGUGUGUGAAUAUAUUGGAGAGGUUUUGAAGGUGAAGGAUGAUGGUGCCAUAAGAAAUGUAGAAAGGGAGGCAAAAGGUGGUAGCAGCUACUUGUUUGAAAUCACUUCUCAGGUUGACAGGGAAAGAGUUCGAAUUACAGGGACUACUGCAUACGUGAUUGAUGCCACAAGAUGUGGCAAUGUGUCCCGCUUUAUUAAUCAUAGCUGUUCCCCAAAUCUCAGUACGCGUUUAGUUUUGGUGGAGAGUAAAGACUGUCAGCUUGCUCAUGUUGGUUUGUUUGCAAACCAGGAUAUCCCAGUGGGAGAAGAGUUGGCCUAUGACUAUCGACAAAAAAUGCUACCUGGUGAUGGUUGCCCCUGCCAUUGUGGUGCUCAGAAUUGCCGAGGGCGUGUGCAUUGAAUUUGCAGGAUGGCAGAAAAUGACAAGGGAGCAGUCCGUUACUUAUUAUAUCUCCAGAUAUUCCUACAAUGGCGUCGCUUAGCAAUGAAUAGCAGUUUUUUUUCUAGAGCAACAAUGCAGUGCUAGGAUCUAAUUCUCCAUGCCAUCAUUAGGAAUUAUCAUAUAGGUCUCUCAACAGUUAUUAGGCACACCAUACAAUUAAUUUUAGUCGUGGCACACAUGCUUAACUGAUCAUUUGUUAGGAGCAACCUGAAAUGAAAGCAGUUCAGGCUGUAUUGUUUGUAGACCAGAAGUGAAGUGUCAUUGUAAAAUACCUUCAUUCAAUUUUUACUGCUCAUAAGCGCCAUCGUCCAAGUUGAACCAAA
Oryza brachyantha (malo sina) is the source of this 5565-nucleotide messenger RNA. RefSeq names its product histone-lysine N-methyltransferase SUVR5. The coding region runs from base 377 to 5200 and encodes 1607 amino acids. Gene Ontology annotation, molecular function: histone methyltransferase activity; zinc ion binding; protein binding. The record is from RefSeq and is a predicted model, not a curated record. The transcript has 12 exons. Gene Ontology annotation, cellular component: nucleus. NCBI's taxonomy places the organism in Eukaryota, Viridiplantae, Streptophyta, Magnoliopsida, Poales, Poaceae.